Molecule: messenger RNA, 420 nt
Organism: Trypanosoma rangeli
Lineage: Eukaryota; Euglenozoa; Kinetoplastea; Trypanosomatida; Trypanosomatidae
Product: ADP/ATP mitochondrial carrier protein
Exons: 1
Coding region: 1-420 (139 amino acids)
Biological process (GO): transmembrane transport
Molecular function (GO): ATP transmembrane transporter activity
Source: RefSeq, a predicted model, not a curated record
AUGCAAAUUCAGAAGGUGCACCAGAGUUCGACACUUAGCACCAAUGUAGGGGCGGAGACUAAAGACGGACAGUUGCUGUUAUCAGAAAAGUCUGGUGAACAGCAUUUGCUUUUUAAAAGAGAUCGAUAUACUACACUUGCCACCUUUUUUGCCGGUGGGGUAGCUGGUGCUUGCAGUCGAUCAUUGACUGCACCGUUAGAUCGUAUCAAGAUCAUUGUGCAGGAGGGCCACUUGGUUACAGGACCGUAUCAAAGGAUAUAUAGCUUUAAAUCAGCUCGGUUGAAGGAUGUCUUUAAUUUGAUUAGGGCGGAUGGAGGUUGGCGCGCGUUUUGGCGUGGUAAUGGUGUGAAUUGUCUUAAGGCGGGUCCAGAGUUUGCUAUUGUGUUUUUCACUUCGUCGAUACCUUCUAUCGCUGUAUGA